Molecule: messenger RNA, 333 nt
Organism: Symbiodinium pilosum
Lineage: Eukaryota; Dinophyceae; Suessiales; Symbiodiniaceae
Source: the annotation of a GenBank genome assembly
AUGCUAAUGUUUACCACCCUGGUCCUCUACAAGUUGGACUUCUACGUGGAGAAGCAACGCAUGCGGAUCUACAAAGCUGUGGUAGUGUGUGCUCCACUGGUGUCCUGCGCUGCAGUGCAAAGCUGGGCUCAUGAUGGCGGCACGUGGCAUCUCACAGAGGGGAUUAUCCAAUGGAUGCUGGUUUGUGCGACGUGUUUGCUGCACGUUGGCUGGAAGAUUCUUUUUAUCUGGGAAGCACGGCCAUCAAAGGAAGACCUGGAUCUGCCCAUGAGCUUCAGAUCUGUUCGCUACUUGGAUAUCUUCGGUAGCCUUCGCCGCAGGCCGAGUCGGUGA